This is a messenger RNA of Clunio marinus, 198 nucleotides long. The record is from the annotation of a GenBank genome assembly. Lineage: Eukaryota; Metazoa; Arthropoda; Insecta; Diptera; Chironomidae.
AUGAAGCAAAACUACUUAUGGCAAAUGGAAGUGGUAGACGGAGUCGUAGAUGGAAUGGUGGUAAGAACUGUUGUUGGUCUGAAGGUUCGAUGGGUAACGGAUGAAGUAGGUUUAAAGGAAAAUGGUUCCGGUGUUGAAAGCGAGACGAAAGCUGGAACUGAUGAAAACUUCACGCCAUUGCUACGAGAUGGCGAUUGA